GAAAUCCGACUCGGCUCCCAGAGGGGGCGAUGGGGGCGUGGCCCUAGGAAAGACGUUUGUGAUUGGUGGGUUCUGCUUUGCCCGGGAAGUUCGAACGGAAGUCUGGGAAAGAGUUGGGAGAGCAAAGGAAGAGGGAAUGUAGUAAGGACUCUGAAAGAAGGGCAGCAGUUGUAGCGUACUCGCAGCAGCAGGAGUGGCUCGAAGGUCGUUGUCCAGUAACUGGGUAGAAUUUUGAGUAUGCUAUACUCCCGUUUCAGUAGGCUCACCUUGCAGUUAAGGAUUUACAUAACCCUACAGGAGCCACUUCCAGAGAAAAUAACAGCUCUUAAUUCAUUAGUUGAGCCAAUGCAGCCCUUGUUGCCUGCUCUUAAAGCUGCUGCUUCUAGUCUUCCUUCCACCUCACUACUUGGUCCAGUGCUGCUUAUAUAUGAAUUAGAAGUUGGGAAAUGGAAAUUCAAGGCCUUUCUGAGAAUUUGGUUCUGCAUGUUCCUGGCUGUGGCAUGUUUCUCCUUGGCGAGGCCGACUUCCUCCAGAGAAGGAAGCAACUGGACUGGCUUUGGAGGAGAGAUUUCAGUGCUCUUGGAUCUGACCCGGGAGCUGCACCUGCCCAAAGAUGUGAUUUAACAGGUUCUCAGUAUGUUUUUGUUCUGCUUUUGUUUUUAAAUUUGUUAGAAUAUUGAGGUCCCUUCCUUUGGUCUCUCCCACAUAAGCAGAAGGGUUUAUGAUUGGGGGCUCCUUCAUGAAUCAGAUGAGGGUCUUCUCUUGGCUUUUACUCUCACCCAUGCCUUCAUAAGCUGACUAGAGAGGCUGGAAAGCUGGUCACAUGUUCGGUGAGAACUCCCAAGGGUGAUAUUCAAGAUCUUUAAUGAGCCCUGCAGCAUGGCCAGUGAUGAGAAUGGUUGCUGCUCCUGACACCGGGGAAGGCACCUGGAGGUCUGCUGCUGUGCCUCUGAGUGUGGGGUUGUAUCUUUGGGGUGUGAUGGGGACACUUGGGGUAUAAGGACUUGAACAGAGGCUGCUUUGAGCUGAUACAAAAGUCUCUCAGUACUUGAACAUCCCGUGUGGCCAAGUUGAGGCUUACAGCUGAAAUCAGUCCUAGAGCCACCCUGAGGAAAAGCUUUUUGAGGCAGUGGACUCCUGGAACAGAGAGAACAAACAUUGGGAAUGGUAUUCUCUCUUUCCUUGGAGCUCAUCAACUCCUGCCUGUCUCUGCUGCUCCACUCCUCUCCUGUGCUUAGGGCUUCCCUUAGGAACAGGCAGUGCCCUGUCCAAAUCCAGCUCCCUGUUCCCUGCUCUUUUCCAUGCUAGUGCCAUUUGUUUGAGUCUUAAUUCUUUCCUUCUCAAAUGCCUUCUGCAGGGGUCACAGACUAAAUCAUGUCAGGCAGCAUUUUGGUAGUCAGUUAAUACCUAUCUAGCAGUUAUUAAAAUGCCAGAUGCCCAAGGAGCAAGAGGUAGGCGGGGACAUUUCCUUGUGGCACAGCUCAGCCGUGGUUGCCCACAGGCCUUGUGCACAAUUCCACUCUUAAACAAAUGAUGUGUACAGUCAAGUAGAAAGUACAAUGAGAAAAGCAUAAGCUGUGAGGCUGUGCUCAAAUCCUGGCCUGGCUGUGUAUUGGCCAUUAAUCUCAUGAAGCCUUAGUUCCCAUAUCUAUAAAAUGGACAUAAUAAUUAGAUCUCCCUCACAAGACUGUGAAGCUGAAAUCACAGCUAGUAAGUGGCAGAUACAGUACUGAAGUGCCAUUUUAACAAUUCUUUGUAGAGAGAUUUAUUAAAACGUGAUUUAUAAAUGUUUUUCAGUAUUUAGUUAUGGAAAAAAGGAAGAAACUGAUUGCUCCCUGCCAAUUUGAACCUCACAUAUUUUCCCACAAUUUGUCUCACAAAUGUAGAAGUGUAAGGCUUGUAACUAACUUUCAGAAAUCUGUUUCCUGGUUUCUAAUUUGAGCUCACUAAAGAUGGAAGGGAUCGUGCCACAGACCCAGCCAGUGCAGCUCCAGGUGACUGGGAUUGGUCAGGUGGAUAGGACUUAGAAACAGGUUACUAGUCUUGGGGGACAGAAGAACUGGCUUUAGCAUUAGGUUAAGCAAACCCUUGAAAAACUUAAUUCUUGUUUUUGCAGUGCAGUGAGAAUGAAUGGGUCAGUAUUUGGGACCCAAUAGAAAAAGCAUAUUUAGGUUAAAUGUUCAUAUUAAGUCUCCUAGGAGCAAACUUGGUUUGUAAUUGUUUAACCCAAAGUGAAUAUUGCUUCCCAGGCUCAUGAAAGAAUUGCUUGUGGUUGGGAUUAUCUGUGUCUCAACUCCAUCAUCAGCUAUUUUACAUGUUUUUGAUUUGAAAUAGACAACCCUUUGGGAUUUCUAAUGUCUUCUUUAUUUUACUCUACACGGAGAUCUAUGACUUACAUGAAUAAUUUCAUCAACAUCUGCAAAUCCUAAGUUAAGACUUUAAGAUGCCCAAAUUGGCACGAAAAUGUUUAAAGAUGGUAUUUUAAAGGUAAUGUUUAGUUCUGGGAAAGAUGUAGUUAGAGGCACUCAUACUGUUAAUGGUAGUAUAAAAAAAACCUCCUGGAAGUGAGUCAGAGAUAUGUAUCAACAGCUCUAAAAAUGUAUAUAACUGCCUUACAGGGAUUCCAGUUCUAGUGAUAAAUCCUACAGAAAUAAUAAAAGGUACAUGUACUUAUGCAUAAGUAUGUUUAUCAAAGCAUUAUUUAUAAUAGCGACUACUGGAAACAUUGUGAAUAUUCAGUGUUUGGGAAUGAUUAAAUAAACUAUAGCAUCCCCAAAUGAAAGAUGACUAUAGAAGCAAUUAGGUGUGAAGUUUUGGAAGAAUUUUUAGUGACAUGGAAAAUACAACACAAUGUAGAAAGAGUUUGUAAUUAAUGGGCUAAUGUGACAAAUAUUUAUUAAGUACCUAGUAUGUGCCAGGCACUGUGGUCAGUGUGCAAAAUACAAUUUAUAUGCCCUCAAAGAAUUUAUAUUCCAGUGGGAAGGGGGUGAAAAGAUAAUAAAUAAUGAGCUUAAUAAAUAAUGAAUUCUAUAGUGAGCUAGCAAAUGAUAGGUGAUGUGGCCAAAAGAAAAAAAAAAAAACUGAACAGGACAAGGGGCAUCAUCAUGAGUUCUGGGGUGAGAGUGAAUUGUGAUUUUAAAUGAGAUAAUCCAGGGUAGGCCUCAUUGUGAAGGCAGUACUGGAAGAAAGACUUGAAGGGGUGAGACUGUUAGCCACAUGGAGAUGUGGAGAAGAGUCUCAGACAAAGGGGACAGCCAGUGUCAGGGCCAAAUAAUUGAAGUGGUAUAAACAGUGUGAUUUCAGUAUGGUACAAUAUAUGUGCAUGUAUUUUAUUUAUCUCAUAUAUUUAUAAGAAAAACAAUUUUUAAAUUCUUAAUGGUUCCAACUUUCACAUUUUCUCUAAAUCAACUUGAAGGGCAAUUAUUAAGGUUUUGCAGUGGUCAGUUUUAUAAAACCUGUGUUGCAGUGUAUUCAUUCAGUUUGGGUUUGAUGGAAGGUUUAAGAUAAGAAGGAAAAACUAGCACAACUCUUUUUCCCCCAUGUCUUUAUUGCUAAUAUCUCCUGACAAGAUAGAGACCUUAGUUUGUACAAAACACAUGAAAAUUACAAGAGUUGCCAAGGUGAGGCAGGCAAUGUUCAUCCAGAGACCCCUCAUUUAAGGAAGCUCAAAGCAGAUGCUAAGAGCAGAAAAAUAAAAUGUUUCAAGGAGGAACUGUAAAUAAGGAAUUUGGAUAAAUAAUUAGUUUCUAAUAUUUCACAAACCAGAUUGUAAUUCAAGUUUGAGAUAUGAUUAACUGAAAUCUUAGGUUACUAUAUUUGUAUGAAUUCUCCCUUAAAAAAUUUAUGUAGGAAGGAGUAAAUGCUUUAGUUUUUUAAAGCAGUAUCUAUUGAAGGAGAACUUAUAACACUUCUGUCAUUAAGAUAGAUGUUAUUCAUCUAGUUUCUCAGUGAAUUUAGUUUCCAACAAUGACCAAUUCCCUUCUUAUUUGUUAAUAUAAUGACUUAAUAUACUCUUCUAACAUUUGUUUUAAAUUGACAUCAGUAUUUCUCAGCAUAUUUUUUCAUUCCUCCCAUCAAAACAGAAAAGUCUCAACACAUUGUUGGCUGUGUUUAUUCCUUUUCUUAAAAAAAUUAAGUAGAAAUGGUUGGUGCUAUGAGCUGAACACUUACAACUUACUAAACUACUCGAGAGGAAGCAGAACCUAUACGGGAACAGGUUUCUGUUUUGAAGUUCCCUCAGAAUAUUAUAAACAGAAGAGAAAAAAAAAGUGAGUUCAGAAAUGAUUAACAAACCACCCUUAGUCAAUGCCAAACAUGCAAAAUCUUUUAAGCCAGGUUCUUUUUAAAAGUUUGUAGUUGGCUAACUCAUAGGGAAUGUAAAUAAGGGCAAAGCAGUAGUAGUUGAUACUUUUAGGUCUAUAGAUAAAUACUUUAUACAUAUAUAUUCAAAAACCCUAAACAUUUAUGAGAUAACUUAAACACUCCUGGCUGAUAUGUUGUAUGAAUGGCCUGCAUAUAUGCAUUAUUGUUUAAAAAUUCUAGGACAGUUCUCUGAGGUGUGGUUUCGUGGGAAUCGUGGAUGGAGGAAUUGGUAUGUCCUGGAAUUGAAAUGGGUUACUGAGCGCUGCCCCUGCUUCCCUUUCUCUCCGUAAAUAAGAAGUGCAACAUCGAGCACUUUUCUUGAUGUUGAACAACCAAAUUUACUCCACACCAAAAAAUUUUGUCUAGCCUUUGAGAAACAAUUUCUAAGUGGAGAGUGAGUCUUGAUUUAAGGAACCUGUUUUCACAAUUUUCUGUGUUUGCUUGUAAAUCUAGUUGGGAUGAGGGAAAAUGAACGUCUCAAUGUGUAAUUAAGUAUGUGACCUAAAACUGAGAUGUGAAGGACUUAGGUGUUGUUGCCACAUGAGCUGGUGACGGGUGCUCUUCUGCUAUGGGAGACCUGGGAACAGGCAAGUCACCAGAGGUUCCCUCACCUGGGCUGACUUCAUUCCAUGAUGAUGCUAAUGUGUACCUACCUCUGUAAUUUCUUUCUGAAUUGUUACUCUGAGAGAUUCAAAGUUGAGAAAUUGAGGCUCACAAUUCCUCGCAGAGUGGGAAAACAUCAUAGCCAUUUCCCCAAAAGACAGCUGAGCAGAAGCAGCAUCCUCAGGAGGCGGAACUUGAAUUCAGACUCCUGGGGUGCCACUCCCCACCCUGUGCCACACAGUUCUCACUUAGCUUUAUUUUCUGUGUAUCCAACCACAUGCAUAAGAGUCCUGCGUUCUUCCUGCCAUGGGAGCAUCAGACUUAGCAAUUAUGUUUGCGUUUUACAGCUUUAGUCAUCAAAUGUCCCGUUCCGGCCGCGGUUUCCCUUUAGUGCACGUUCUUAAAAACGUAAAGGACCAAUAGGUAACGAUGACUAAUUGCUUUUGGUGUAAUAGCUGUUUAUGUUUUUGAACCUGCGUUCCAAGUCUGUCUGUUCCUGUGUUUGUUACUCUGAAACAAAGACCACAUUUAGGCUAGGAUUUAUCUUCUUUUAACCUUCUUUGUGUUUUCAUACCCAGCAACCUGGAUAGUUCCUGGCACUCAGCAGGGUUUCAGUAAAAACAUUUAAUGAGGGAGUCGCACCUCCGUCCACAAGAGUCUCUGUAUUUAUUCAAACUGCAAUGCAACUAUUGAAGUUCUCUCUUCAAAUACAAAAAUGCAAAAUAUCCAGAAACACCAUCUCAACUCCUUCCUCACUCAUGUUUUGAUAUUACCCACCGAAGAGUAGCUUAAUAUAAUAAGUAGAACUUCUAAACACAUCCCUAAGCAACUUCUGACCCCUUAAAAUGAAAAUCUUUCUGUAGAGGAAAAUCUGUAGAAUUGUUUCACCUUUAAUUGAUUGAAGAUAAUGGUGCUCGGAACUAUUUUUGAAAAUAAUCUUGAUCUAAAGGGGAAAAAAAAAUACAUGUGUUUCUUUUGAGUGCUGCUUCUUCAUUUUUCUAAUGGGCUCUUCACUAUUGUUUUGUCUGAAUGCAGUUUUUUAUUUGUGUUAUUCCAGACGUGGUCCUACCGCAAGCAUCUUUAAACCAGACAUUAAUAGCAUAGUUCACAGUCAUUACUGCCAGUGCUCAAACACAAAUAUUGCAUUUGUGUUUGCAAAGCUACACAUCAGAUGUUAAUUAAGUGCAUUUGGGUUUUUUUCUGCUUAAACAAUCUGGCAUAAAGAGUUUACAUCUAUAUCAGUUCACCAUAAGGUCUCUACAAUAUCUGAAUCACCAGCCAUACAGUAUAUGAUAAAUACUGUGUUUCCACACAAGAAAAUAACAGAAUUGUCAGGAAAACAUCAGGCCUGUUAUAUAUCCCUGUGAAAUAAUAGCAACUGAAUCUCAGUUUCUUUUUCUUUUUGAUAAAAAAAAGUAUUUAACUAGGAGUAAACACCAAUAUUUAGAAUGAUAAAUUUUUCAUUAAAGAACACAUGGAAAGCGAAACCAUACCAAAGAUUUUUUUCCUUGUUUUUAGCUUGCUUCAGGGCGUUUUGACAGUUGCGUUGGAAUAAAAUUGGAAUUUCAGCUUUGCAGUGAGGAGAUUCAUGCUGCCGCCAGAGCAGCCGAGUGCCAAUCUGCGGGAGGCGGGAGCCUAGCGAAACCGCAAACUGAGAAACAAACUUUCACAUCAGGUUUCUAAUUUUAGAGCAAAAAAUGGAAUUACUUUAAUUGUGACAUUUAACUAGAAAUACGAUUUGCUGGGAUUAAUUAUCUCCCUUAUUUAAAAAUUCUCACUAAGUUUAAAUUAGCAUAAAAAAUCAAAUUCAGCAUUCGAAUAAGGUCAAUGGGACUGCUGGAUUUAAAUGCAGAAUUAGAUUCUUUAGAAUUGGAUCACCAUAUUGGUGUUGGACUUGGGGAGGAUUAAAUUGAGGAAAUUGGAAAAGCAUGCAUUUG
Acinonyx jubatus (cheetah) is the source of this 6902-nucleotide messenger RNA. RefSeq lists its product as uncharacterized. The coding region runs from base 238 to 624 and encodes 128 amino acids. The transcript has 4 exons. NCBI's taxonomy places the organism in Eukaryota, Metazoa, Chordata, Mammalia, Carnivora, Felidae. The record is from RefSeq and is a predicted model, not a curated record.